AUGGACGAGGAUCAAAAGCUCAUGAUUUUCCUGGACAGCUUAGGCCCAGAGGCUGAUGUUGACUUUGCCAAACAGCUUCUCCAAGCGCACGACUGGGAUUUGCAGGCUGCACUCGAGACGGUGACUGGUGGGACGGUGGGACCGUCCCAACCGCACGAGGAGGUGGACGUCCGAGCUCCGCUCCGAACCGGCUAUGUGGACCGACUCAUCGACACAAGCCACGAGGAAGAGCAAGCUGUCCUGGCUUCUUCGGAAUCUGCAGCAAUUGAAGCUUCCGCAAGGCAAGAUCUGCAGGAUGCACUCUGGGCAAGCGAGCAGGAGUUCCUGCGGCAGGCUGACAUUCAGGAGCAGGCUGCUUUGGCCGCUGCCAUGGAGGCUUCACGUAUCAGCCAACCGGCGGAAGUGGGCAUGCCAGGGCUUCCGCGGUCACCACACGGUGCGGCGACGGGGAAGGCAGUAUCGCUGGGGAAUGAGGUGGCCGCAACUCAUUUGUCCAGCCACAGACGAGCUGCUCGUUCCUAUCCCGAGCAAGGAUCACUCAGAAGCUCACCUGCGAGAGCAUCUCCGGUUGGUGUUCCAGACGGGUGGGUCAACACAGCUGAAUCGCCGUCUGCCUCUUCGGUUGGGAAUGGCGCUGCAAGGUUGUUACCGCAGGAAGUUAGACCCUUUCCAGCAGUUGCUUGUGAUAUUGUGAAGGAACCAGCGGUGAGCCAGACAAGCCAUGUGAAUGCCUUCGCCGAUGAAGCGCGUCCACCCAGGCAGCCUGCUCGGCGUCCCAAUACCGAGAAGACCGUGGAGAAGGAGAAGCCUCGGAAAGCUCCCAAAGUGGAGGACGCAAGUGGACGACCCAAGGCGCAGCCUGCAUCCAAGGUUGGAGUACAACGACCCAUCUUGAGCUCAUCUGGGGCAGAAUCAGCUAGCAGAAAUAUUGCCCACGUUGGAGCUCCGCGGCACACAUUAAGCUCGAGUUCAGUGUCGAGUUCGGCUGCGGGGAUGAGCAAUAGGCCACCCAAGGCAGGAUCUCAGCGGCAUGCAUUCAAGCCCGACUCAGCAUUGGGCGUGUCAGAAAGCAAAGUGCCAAUCAAGGCACCACGGCCGGCGCUCAGCUCGCUUAGCUCGCUCGGCUCCAGCACAACGUCCGGUGUUGCUGCGGUUGGGAGCCCUGCACUACUUUACGGCAACCAGGCUGGAAGUCGGCAAGCAAGCUCUACAGCAACCGCUACGAAGGCUCAACGGCGCUCUCUCGGCGCAGCGCCAGCGCCGACAGCUCUUCCAGCGCCACAGGUUGAAAUGUGUAAGGCUCGAGCUCCCCAAGCAAGCUCUGUGGCAAGAAGCACCACAAGUAGCCAGGCUGAGACUGAGAAGGCGGCAGCUCCUGUGGCUCCACAAGCUCCAGCGGCUCCCCAGGUGCCGGCGCCUAGGCCGCCGCAGCCGAACGCUUCGAAGCGCGGGAAGCAGAAGAGCUUAGACGGGAGCGAGAGGAGGCGGAGUUCAAGCGCAAAGAAGCUGAGGCCAGUGGCGAACGUGAGAGUGAUGCCCUCGUCACAGCCUUGCAGGCUUUGCGAAGACUUCACCUAA
This is a messenger RNA of Durusdinium trenchii, 1578 nucleotides long. The record is from the annotation of a GenBank genome assembly. NCBI's taxonomy places the organism in Eukaryota, Dinophyceae, Suessiales, Symbiodiniaceae.